Phaedon cochleariae (mustard beetle) is the source of this 2227-nucleotide messenger RNA. Lineage: Eukaryota; Metazoa; Arthropoda; Insecta; Coleoptera; Chrysomelidae. The record is from the annotation of a GenBank genome assembly.
GUUGAUAUCAUUUGGCUUCCAGCUUAAAGAGUGCCAAACACGGUGUGUUCUAGUUUAUCGUUGCGAAACAAUAAUCAAUAAUCGUCAUGGACGGAAAAGAAUUCAGAAAGGAAGGAAAAGCCGUAGUCGACUACAUCGUCGACUACCUGGAAAACAUCCGCGAGCGCAGGGUGUUCCCCGACAAAAAACCAGGCUUCAUACACGAACAGAUCCCCGAUACGGCGCCAAUCAGCGGCGAAAAAUGGUCGGACAUCUUCGCCGACGUGGAAAAAGUGAUAAUGCCAGGUGUCACUCACUGGCAAAGCCCCCACAUGCACGCCUAUUUCCCUGCCUUGAACAGCUACCCCUCCAUGCUGGGCGAGAUGAUCACCAAUGCGAUCAAUUGCAUCGGAUUCACCUGGGCAUCGAGUCCUGCUUGUACAGAAUUAGAAAUGGUGGUUACGAACUGGCUAGGAAAAAUGAUUGGUCUUCCAGAUGAUUAUCUACACAAAAAAGGUGGUAGUGGUGGGGGCGUUAUACAGACGACAGCUAGCGAAAGCACUCUGAUAAGCCUUCUAGCAGGACGAUAUGUGGCGCUCAAACUCUACAUGGACCUCUAUCCAGAGGCCAGCAAACACGAAAUUCACGGAAAACUUGUGGCUUAUUGCUCGGACCAAGCCCAUUCUAGCAUCGAGAAAGCCGCUCUGAUAGGGCUGGUGACUUUGAGGUACAUAGAAUGCGACGAAAAUUAUUCCAUGAGGGGAGCAGAUUUACACAGAGCCAUCAGAGAGGAUAGAGAAAAGGGUCUGAUACCUUUCUGGGUAUGCGCUACUCUGGGAACCACUGGAUCUUGCGCGUUUGAUAACUUGGAGGAAAUAGCUAAAAUCUCACAUAGCGAACUCAUGUGGUGUCACGUGGACGCAGCUUACGCGGGGACGGCCUUCAUUUGUCCAGAAUACAGGGGGUGGUUGAAAGGAAUCGAAAAAGCCAAUUCGAUAGCUUUCAACCCGUCCAAAUGGAUGAUGGUGCAUUUCGAUUGUACUACCAUGUGGGUUCAGAAUAGUGGAGCACUGCACGGAGCAUUCAAUGUGAACCCUCUAUACCUCACCCAUGAAUAUUCAGGUCUUGCAAUCGAUUUCAUGCACUGGCAAAUACCCUUGAGCAAAAGAUUCAGAUCGUUGAAACUGUGGUUUGUCAUACGAAAUUACGGAAUUUCUGGUCUCCAGGAACACAUAAGGAAGGGCGUGCGACUAGCAGAAAAAUUCGAGAGCCUGGUGAGAGGCGACAGUAGAUUUGAGAUGCCCUUCAAACGGUACUUAGGCCUCAUCGUGUUUAGACUCGUAGGCGAUAACGUCGCAACGGAGACGUUAUGGAAAAGACUGAAUGCCCGGGGAAAAAUUCAUUGUGUUCCAGCUAGUCUGAAGGGAAAAUAUGUGAUCAGGUUCACAGUGACGUCACCUAGGACAAAUGUUGACGACAUUGUGACAGAUUGGAAGGAAAUUUCAGCUGUUACAGAUGAAGUAUUAGGCGAUAAAAAUGCUCAAGCAGCUAGGGCAAAAGUACCUCUUGGAGAAACUAAGGAGAAAAAUGAGAAUUUCGGUACCAGUUUAUUAUUAUCCAACGUACCGACUUCCCCAAAAAUUGUGAAUGGAUCUUUCGCUGCGAUCUACGAUCAAUGCGACGUUUUAGAUGAAUUCUCAAGAACAAUCCAGCUGAGGAAGGAUGCCAGAGAUAGCCCGGCUAUGCGCAGGAGAAUCAAAGGAAUACUCAUGUCUGGAAAGCAGUUCUCUUUAGACUCGAGACUGGACCUAUUUCACGGUAUCGAAACUACUAGGUCACUAACGUCAGACAACUUGCCACUUCUUGAGGACGAAACUGAAGAAAAUAACAGCAUUUGCUCAGAAAUCAAUGAAUAUGGUUACGUGCAAUCUCCUUCUAGUGAUUCUUUAGAAGUACCAUUUCCAGGACAAUCUAGAUCCAAAUCUGUGGAUCACCAGAUAGUUCCUCAUGGGAUUAUCGAUAUAAAACAGAUUUGUGCCAAAUGCGGUCAUGAUAUUAACAAUGGAUUAUCUCCAGAUUCUAACAAGUAAAAAGAACUGAAAAUGUGAACGUUUUGUUCAAAUAAAUGAGAUUAGUGAUCUGAAUGCAGAAAGGUAAAAAAAAAUAUUGUAAAUUAAGAAAAUACUGCUGCAAAUAACAAUAAUAUCUGAAAAUAAAAUAGGAAAUGAAUUUGUUGACUCGAUACUCA